AGGCUCUGCAAGAGAAGGGAAAGUGAAACUACAAUUCAAUAUUAAGGGAGGGAGUAUACAAGGAUCAUCGGAGGAUCCCUACAUUGAGGAUACAUUUGAUGGAAAUCGAACGAGAGGCACCAUGAACUCAGGGUUGUGUCUGAGGGUGCUGAUACUGGUUGCUCUCACAGUACCCAUCAGAGCAGCUCAACCUGCCCCGGUGACGUUCACCUUAACUGUCCCUGAUGGUCCAACCUCGACCCUGUCUGGCUCCUCGGUCUCUCUACUCUGUGAAGUCUCACCUCUCUUCAAUGCAGAGCCAUUGGAGGUGCGCUGGUACCGUUCCAGUAACUUCCACAGUCCUGCCUUGUUGUACAAAGAUCACAAGAUCCAGGAGGCCCCUGUGGACCCCCAGUAUAGGGGCAGGGUGUCUCUAACUGGGGGGCUGGAGAGAGGGAAUGUGUCCCUGAGACUGGAGAGGGUCACACAGGAAGACAGGGGGGAGUAUAUAUGCCGAGUCACCAGUGACCAGUGGUAUGAAAAGGCCAGUGUCUUCCUCACAGUGAAUGUGACAGGUAGUGAACCAGUUCUCUCUGUAGCUGAAGGACGAGGAGGAGGAGGUCAGGUGAACGUUACCUGUUCAUCAGUGGGCUGGUCACCACAACCUAAACUCACCUGGAGAAACAAAGAUGGGACAGAGAUCAUAAAUGGACAAGAAGUACUCAACACUUCUGAUCCUCAGGGCUUGGUGAGUGUCAGUAGUUGGCUGCUGUAUGCUCCCUCAUACUCCAAUUGGCUCUCCUGUACAGUCUCUUCGUCUGAGGAGGCGAAGAGAGAGGGCAGAAUUCUGCCACAUAUAUACACAGCUCCUACAGCUGUACCUGGAGUCUCCAAAGAAGCCUUCAUUGUGACUCUGGUCCUGUUGGUCCUGUUUCUGUUCAUCGGUGCUCUGUGCUCUGUCAUUCUGUACAAACGAAGAGGGUCCAUGUGGUCUUCAUCCCAAAAGUCCAGAAACAGUUCAGAGACAAAAAACCUAAUUGAAGGGGCAGAAAACACAGUGCCGAAACCUACCGAACAGAUGGCCUCUGGAAAAGAAGUUAAUCUGGCAGGGGCAGAAAACUCAGUGCCGAAACCUACCGAACAGAUGGCCGCUGGAAAAGAAGUUAAUCUGGCAGCAGAGACAAAAAACCUAGUUGAAGGGGCAGAAAACUCAGUGCCGAAACCUACCGAACAGAUGGCCGCUGGAAAAGAAGUUAAUCUGGCAGAGACAAAAAACCUAGUUGAAGGGGCAGAAAACACAGUGCCGAAACCUACCGAACAGAUGGUCACUGGAAAAGAAGUUAAUCUGGCAGGGGCAGAAAACACAGUGCCGAAACCUACCGAACAGAUGGUCACUGGAAAAGAAGUUAAACUGCCAGGGGCAGAAAACUCAGUGCCGAAACCUACCGAACAGAUGGCCGCUGGAAAAGAAGUUAAUCUGGCAGCAGAGACAACAAACCUAGUUGAAGGGGCAGAAAACACAGUGCCGAAACCUACCGAACAGAUGGUCACUGGAAAAGAAGUUAAUCUGGCAGCAGAGACAACAAACCUAGUUGAAGGGGCAGAAAACACAGUGCCGAAACCUACCGAACAGAUGGUCACUGGAAAAGAAGUUAAUCUGGCAGCAGAGACAAAAAACCUAGUUGAAGGGGCAGAAAACUCAGUGCCGAAACCUACCGAACAGAUGGCCGCUGGAAAAGAAGUUAAUCUGGCAGCAGAGACAACAAACCUAGUUGAAGGGGCAGAAAACACAGUGCCGAAACCUACCGAACAGAUGGUCACUGGAAAAGAAGUUAAUCUGGCAGGGGCAGAAAACACAGUGCCGAAACCUACCGAACAGAUGGUCACUGGAAAAGAAGUUAAUCUGCCAGGGGCAGAAAACUCAGUGCCGAAACCUACCGAACAGAUGGCCGCUGGAAAAGAAGUUAAUCUGGCAGCAGAGACAAAAAACCUAGUUGAAGGGGCAGAAAACACAGUGCCGAAACCUACCGAACAGAUGGUCGCUGGAAAAGAAGUUAAUCUGGCAGGGGCAGAAAACUCAGUGCCGAAACCUACCGAACAGAUGGCCGCUGGAAAAGAAGUUAAUCUGGCAGGGGCAGAAAACACAGUGCCGAAACCUACCGAAAAGAUGGCCGCUGGAAAAGAAGUUAAUCUGGCAGGGGCAGAAAACUCAGUGCCGAAACCUACUGAACCGAUGGCCGCUGGAAAAGAAGUUAAUCUGGCAGGGGCAGAAAACUCAGUGCCGAAACCUACCGAACAGGUGGCCGCUGGAAAAGAAGUUAAUCUGGCAGGGGCAGAAAACUCAGUGCCGAAACCUACCGAACAAAUGGCCGCUGGAAAAGAAGUUAAUCUGGCAGUGGCAGAAAACUCAGUGCCGAAUCCUACCGAACAGAUGGCCGCUGGAAAAGAAGUUAAUCUGGCAGCAGAGACAAAAAACCUAGUUGAAGGGGCAGAAAACACAGUGCCGAAACCUACCGAAAAGAUGGACGCUGGAAAAGAAGUUAAUCUGGCAGGGGCAGAAAACACAGUGCCGAAACCUACCGAACAGAUGGUCACUGGAAAAGAAGUUAAUCUGGCAGAGACAAAAAACCUAAUUGAAGGGGCAGAAAACUCAGUGCCGAAACCUACCGAACAGAUGGCCGCUGGAAAAGAAGUUAAUCUGGCAGGGGCAGAAAACACAGUGAACACUCCUACCAAACACAUAGCAUCUGGUAAAGAAGUUAAUCUGAAAGGUCAAAUUAUAUAGGUGGAAAAAAUGCGUUACCCUCUGAAUUGUAUAAUUUACAGUGAAUGCAUUGUUUAUAAAACUAAUUCUGCUGACGUGUUGGAGUGCAUUUAACCAUUUAUAAUUUAUACAUUUAUACAACUUUUGGAGCAAUUGAAAUACAAGACACUCACAAUUUACUUUUUUCA
Molecule: messenger RNA, 2931 nt
Organism: Coregonus clupeaformis (lake whitefish)
Lineage: Eukaryota; Metazoa; Chordata; Actinopteri; Salmoniformes; Salmonidae
Product: ribosome-binding protein 1
Exons: 40
Coding region: 122-2764 (880 amino acids)
Source: RefSeq, a predicted model, not a curated record